AUGGUCAAGGCAAUCGCUCUCCUGGCGUCUGCCGUUCUGGCGCUUUCCAGCGCCACUCUCCGCGCCAACGCAGCGUGCGAGUGCGGCUACCUAGACCCCUCCACCAACCAUCUCUGGACCGAUGCCUCCUUCAGCUACUUCAACGAGACUGGACUCGAGGACAUCGUCAUGGAUCCCACCAAGUCCCCCAAGGUUGACGGCGCAGAAACGGCCGGUGAGACAGGUGACGGCCAACAGACCUGGUCUGCGGUCGGAAAUCACAUCAACCCGUACGAGGAGUCGUUCGGCGCAACCUACCUCAGCGCUGUCAGCUACAACAACACCUACAUUGACAACCGCACCGACGGUCUUGCCAUGCAGGUUUCCACCGCCAACCAAAAAACGCACGUGGUCAACGGCUCCAGCAUCGUCACUCGCCGUCGUGACAUUCUCUACGGCUCCUUCCGCGCCAGUGUCAAGCCCCCAUUCAUCAAGCCCAUUCCCGGCUCCGACCGCGGUUACGGUUCUGGCUUCCAGUUUGCUCUGUCGUACAACGCCUCGGAGCGCAUGCACGUCAACAUCCUCACCAACGACUACAUGCCCAACUCGACGCUCGGCUGGUCCUUUGCAGCCACCCGAUGGGACGACGACCCGGUCAAGACCAACCUCACUUACCUCCAGAACUUCACCAUCGCCAACGAGACCGCCUUCCUCGAGCACCGAAUGGAGUGGCUCAACCAGACCGUCAUCCAGUACAAGAACGAUGCCGAGAACAAGUCGGUCAGCUUCUUCCAGUACAAGAAGGGCAGGAACACCGUCAACCUUCCUACCACUCCAGCUCCCGUCUCGCUGCAGGCCUGGGCCAACGGCGAGCCUUCGUCUUCGCAGGGUCCCCCUGCCUAUGAGCCCAACGUGGUGCGCGUCAUGUACACGCGCUUCUUCUUCAACUCUUCGCGCGUCGAGCGUCACGACCAGUUCACUGCGCAGUGUGCUGCUGCUGCCAGCUCCGCCAACGCCGUCUGCAGCACCGAAGACUACACGCUGCGAGCCAGCACUCCCUUUGAUCUCGUUGCUGCUCAGCAGUUCAAGCCCAAGAAGACCAAGUUCUCGGUGCCCAUCUGGGCUGCUGCUAUCGAGCUCUUCUUCCUGCUUAUCCUGAUCGUCACGGUGGUGCAUGGUCUGUACAUCCGAAAGAUCAAGGAGCAGCAGAAGAAGCGCAAGGCAGCCGCACUCGCACUCGCCGAGGAAGAGGAGAAGCAGGCGCAGCUGCUCGAGUAUGAUGACAUCAACGACAAGACCGACUCGCCCCGCUCGCGCGCCGCUGCCGACUUUGAGAAGCCGUACAAGCAGAUCUGGGCCGUCCCCGAGCUCAUGGAUGACUGGGGCUCGGACGACGAGAGCGACAUUGACGAGGACGACGAGCGCUUCUGGGAAUCGGCCGAUGUGUUGCGCAGCACCAACUACCAGGAGGACCGCGAGGCCACUCGACCCGGUCUGCCUCAGUUCGAUGAAGCGGCCGCCAUGAAGCCCUCGAUGAGCGCCGAGAGCAUCGAGAGCCUCAGGUUGCCCGCCGACAACAGACCAUCUUCGCCUCCGCGCAACAUGGGCUCGCCGCGAAUCGGCGAGCAGGCCGACGCGGCCUGGGGAUCGCACAGCCGCUCCAACAGCGCCAACCGCAUCCCCGCCGCCAACCAGUUCCAGCUGGUCAACCGACCCAACUUCCCGCGUGAGAACUCGAACCUCCGUCAACAGAUGGCUGGCCGCAUGAACCGCAACAAUCCGUACAACACGGGCGCCGGCAACAUAGGUCCCACCACUGGAGGCGUUGGCAGCAGCCCUCGCUUUGACGAUGUCGAGGAGGAGGAGACGCUUGCCGCCGGAGACCGCAGCAGCUCGGGAAGCAGCACGUACCCGCCCAACCGACCCGGACUGAACCGCUUCGAUUCGUACGAGUCGGACAUCCAGGUGCCCACCAACACGCACGAUUCGGCGCGCACGCAGCGAUACCUCCAGGACAGCAGCAGCAACGUCAGUCUGCCCUACAUUGCUCCCAAGUACGCCGCAUCGGGCGGCCUCAACUCUGCGGCCAACUCGACCGCCUCGCUGCUCAACUACAGCGGCUCGGGCGGUGGCAACGGCAACGGCGUUGGUGCAAGCCACGGAUACUCGUCGUCGAUCAACAUCAACUGGGACACGGAGCCCAAGAUCAUCCAGUGGAACAAGCGUAAGAGCAUGGGUGUGGACCUGACCAUUGGUCAGCUCGCCCAGCCCGCCAUGGGUGACAAGAAUGCUGCGCGUCGUCUGUCGACGGUGGUGAAUGCGGCGCCAAACAACGCGCACUCGUUCCUGACGAUCGUCUACAGGCGCGUAUACAACUUCUUCUUCAUCUCGGGUGACGGCAUGAAGACGGCCUCGGGUGAUGCGCGUAUCGACUACCUCGACGGCAUGCGUGGAUUCGCCUGUCUCUUUGUAUCGCUCGGUCACUUUAUCCUCAUGUUCUACAACGCCAUGGCCAACUUCUACGGACCUCACCACUACUACGGCUUCGAGUACUGGAUCCGCGUCAUCUUUGGGCCCAUCGUCAUCAACGCUGGUCUGGUGCUGGGUAUCUUCUUCCUGCUCCCCUCGCGUACGAUGGGUUCGAGGUACCUCGUCAAGGGAGGUGUGCAGUCGCUCGCCGACAACUCGGUUCGUCGUAUGCCGCGUCUGAUCAUCCCCGCUGCGGGUGCGUGCUUGGCCAACUACAUGAUGAUCGACGUGGGUGCGUACAAGUGGGUGGCACGCAUGAACUCGCUCACCUGGUCCACGUGGUCGUACUACCAGAACUACGACAAUGCGCUCGACUUCCUCGACUCGUUCAUCGCGCUCUGGUGGGCCGGCCCUCCCGACCAGCCCGCUCUGGUCACCCGCUACGCCACCGGUGUGCUUUGGACGAUCCCUGUCAUUGUUCAGGGUGCCUGGACGUGUAUGCUGUGCGCCGUGUUUGCGCACGAGAUCAAGACCACGUGGAAGCGCUUCUUCUUCUACUUUAUCUGCAUCCUGCUCUCGUGGUACGCGCAGACGUGGGAUCUGUUCUUCAUGGCGGGUCUCGUGAUUGCCGAUCUGGACAUCAACCUCAAGUACCGCAAGUGGGGCGAGAUGGGUAUUCCUCUGCUGCCCAAGGGCUACGCCAAGCUGCUGCGCAUCCCGGAACGCAUCCGCCAGAAGUUUGCGCUCAAGGGCAAGAUUGUUCCCUGGGCCUUCUUCCUCGCCUGCUGUGUGCAGGAGUGGCUGACGUACAUCCCCGGCGCGCCUGCCGAGAACUUUGACGUGUGGGAUGUGGGUGUGCACCCGAACUUCUACAACUCGAGGCCGAACAAGUGGAACGAGGACGUCGGCUACAAGUACCAGCGUCCCAGGACCUCGGCGUGGUUCUUUGUGAUGAGCAUCUUCAUUCUCGCCGACCACUCGAGCGCCUUCCGCCAGGUGUUCAAGCUGCGCAUCUGGAGCUUCCUCGGCAAGCACUCGAUGGCCUACUUCCUGCUGCACGGUAUCAUCUUCUGGACCUGGGGCUCUUGGCUCUGCGUCACGAUGCUCACCCGGGGCAUCAGCUACUUUGCCACCAUCAUGGUCGUGUUCGUCACGAGCUACUUCUGGCUCACCAUCUUCUGCGUCUGCUUCACCUACACCUUCGAGUACUGGGGCAUCAUCGCAUCCAAGGCCUUCUGGCGUGCCACCUCGGGCAACCUUGGUCGUCGUGCCGGCGCCUAG
Moesziomyces antarcticus is the source of this 3729-nucleotide messenger RNA. Its product is annotated as concanavalin a-like lectin glucanase. The record is from RefSeq and is a predicted model, not a curated record. Gene Ontology annotation, molecular function: acyltransferase activity, transferring groups other than amino-acyl groups. Lineage: Eukaryota; Fungi; Basidiomycota; Ustilaginomycetes; Ustilaginales; Ustilaginaceae. The coding region runs from base 1 to 3729 and encodes 1242 amino acids. The transcript has a single exon.